Molecule: messenger RNA, 2430 nt
Organism: Ipomoea nil (Japanese morning glory)
Lineage: Eukaryota; Viridiplantae; Streptophyta; Magnoliopsida; Solanales; Convolvulaceae
Product: malonate--CoA ligase-like
Exons: 17
Coding region: 520-2166 (548 amino acids)
Biological process (GO): fatty acid metabolic process
Molecular function (GO): medium-chain fatty acid-CoA ligase activity
Source: RefSeq, a predicted model, not a curated record
AUUUUCUACUUAUUCUAUUAAUGAGUCAAUGAGAAGUUGCAAACAGUAACAGACGAAAUCCGGAGCAAUGAAUUCCGUUUACGUAAGUGCAGAAGAUAAUGGAAGACCCAGAAAUUUCAAAGUUAUCCAUCUUCUCAGCUUGCAGUAAAUGCCAACAGAAAUUUCGGGUUGCAAUAAAUUUUUCACCGCGGUUUCUGAAUUGAAGCCAAAAGGACUAAAGGAGGACCUACCCACCUCGCAACUGCUCGUCUUAUGAGCUCAUUUAAGGCAGGCUUCUAUCUCACAGCUAGAGCUCUCAGCUGUCCCAAUUCUUGUUUUCUCCGAUUCAUUUCUAGCAAAGGUCCCGCCUUUAUCUACUCCCAGCGUCGCCUCUACUCUUCUGGUAAGUGUUCUUGAUCACCCAGUUGCCCUUCAACUCUCUCUCUCUCUCUCUCUGUAUCUGUAAGUGUUCUUGGAGUUAAGGAUCUUGAAGCAUCUUUUAAUUUUAUUCCUUUUAUAGCUCAAAAGAGUAGCAUAUAUAUGGAUCUGGUUAAAGAAGUAGCCAGCAAAGGGCCUGAUUCCUUUGGGAGUAUUGCCAUAAAGGCAGAUCAAAAGUGCUUCAGUUACCUUCAACUGAUCUCGUGUGCUAAGGGGAUAUGCAGUCUGUUAAGCAAUCUUGAUCUAAAAACUGAGGAUAACAUAAGGCGGAAUAAUGAUCUUGGUGGGGCAAGGGUUGGAAUUGUAGCCAAACCCUGUCCGGAGUUUGUUGCUGCAAUUCUCGGGAUUUGGCUUAAUGGAGGUGUUGCAGUCCCUCUAGCUCUGAGCUACCCAGAAGCUGAGAUCCUGCACGUUAUGAACGAUUCGGAUAUAUCUAUGAUUUUGAGCACCGAAGAUCACCAAGAACUUAUGGAAAAUGUCGCUGCUAAAACUGGCGCUCAGUUAUCUCUCCUUCCUACCAUUCCCAGUGUGCAUCCACUACCAUCUGACGAUGGAAAUUCAUUGCAAAUUGAAUUCUCUCACAAUGUAAAAGGUGAGGAUCCAGCACUGAUAUUGUACACCAGUGGAACAACGGGGCGGCCAAAAGGAGUCGUCCACACACACAAGAGCAUCCUAGCACAGGUCCAAAUGCUAAGAGAUGCGUGGGAAUACUCAUCCGAAGAUCACUUCCUGCAUUGUCUACCCCUACAUCAUGUCCAUGGGCUUUUCAAUGCUUUAUUUGCCCCUCUCUAUGCAGGCUCCAAGGUGGAAUUUAUUCCAAAAUUCAGCGUGAGGGGAAUUUGGCAGAGAUGGCGUGAAUCGUAUCCAAAAGAUGGGGCUAAAGCCGAUGAUGCCAUAACUGUAUUCACUGGUGUUCCUACGAUGUAUACACGACUGAUACAAGGCUAUGAAGCUAUGGACCCGGAAUUACAGUCUACUUCUAGUUCAGCAGCAAAGAACUUGCGCCUUAUGAUGUGUGGCUCAUCUGCACUUCCACUUCCCAUCAUGCAACGGUGGGAAACAAUCACCGGGCACACCUUAUUAGAAAGAUAUGGCAUGACUGAGUUUGUCAUGGCAAUUUCCAAUCCCCUACGAGGUAAACGCAAAGGAGGUACUGUUGGCAAGCCAUUUCCAGGCGUGCAGGCCAAGAUCCUUUCAGAAGACGGGAGUGUUGAUGAUGCAACCGGGGUGGGGGAGCUCUGUAUAAAAAGCCCUUCUUUGUUUAAAGGUUAUUGGAAGCUUCCCGAGGUAACCAAAGAUUCAUUUACAAAUGAUGGAUUUUUCAAGACGGGAGAUGCUGUAAGAGUGGAUGAAGAUGGAUACUUUGUCAUUUUGGGGCGUACAAAUGCAGAUAUAAUGAAGGUUGGCGGGUAUAAGCUCUCUGCACUCGAGAUUGAAGCAGUUCUUCUCGAGCAUCCAGCCAUCUCAGAGUGCUGUGUGCUCGGCCUACCAGAUAAAGACUACGGGGAGGCUGUGUGUGCAAUAGUUGUGGCCGAGGCAGAGCUCAAACAGAAGCUCGAGCUAGAAUCAAGCGAGUCUGUCCUCACCUUGCAACAACUCUCUGCUUGGGCUAAGGAAAAACUCGCCCCAUACAAGAUACCAACUGCUCUUUAUCUGUGGGAUUCACUGCCUCGUAAUGCCAUGGGAAAGGUGAACAAGAAAGAGCUGAAGAAAAUUUUGGUUGAUGAUGAUGGGAUGAAGAACAACUGAAUGAUGGAUUAAGUACAAAUGUAAUGGAGCUCUUGAAUGAAGCCUUAUGCACUCUCACUCGAUUGAAAUUAAAGUAAAACACAAAAAUUCCUAUGAUUUUAAAUAUGUAAUAUUUUUUAGUGAAAAAAUGUAAUAAUUUUUUAUGUGUUAAUAAAUAUUACAUUUUUGCUAAAAGAUAUUUCACUGUUAUUUAUUGUGGAAGCAUUUCAUGUAAUGGGAACUUAAUUGGAAUAUGAUGUUUUGAGGAGUACAAGGUUUGGAUUA